AUGGCGCCGUCGCCGCCGCGGUCCUACACGCGCCAGGACGUCCGCGACGGCGUCCGCGUCGUCAAGGGCGUUCGCGCGGGCGUCGGCGCGUCCCUGAUCGUCGUCGACGGAGGCGUGUACGACGUCGGCGGAUUCGCGCACCCGGGAGGCGAGCGAUCGCUGCGCGCGUUCGUCGGCGGCGCGCGAGACGCCUCGAGCGCGUUCCGCGGCGAUGGCGGACGAUCGAGCGUGCGCGCGCACGCGCACAGCGACGCCGCGCGGCGGAUCCUGGCGCGGCUCAAGGUGGGCGUCCUCGUCGAAGACGACGACGUCGACGACGACGACGACGACGACGACGACGACGACGCGGCGACGGCGAGCGAGGACUCGGACGACGCGGCCGCGUCCGAGGACGGCUCCACGACGACGACGACGAUCGACGCGCACGGCGUCGACCUCUCCAAGCCGCUCGUCGCUCAGGUGGGCGCGCUGGGCGACGCGUACGAGUCGUGGACGCGCGAGCCUCUGCUCGGGUCGGGACCGAUGCGAUUCUUUAAAUCGGACGUUCUCGAGCGCGCGUCGCGGACGCGAUGGUGGGUCGUCCCGACGGUGUGGCUCCCCGUGGCGUUCGCGGCGUUCGCGCGCGGCGUGCUGGGGGUGGUCGCGGCGACGGAGAGAGGGAGGGUAGGGGGCGACGAUUCCUCAGAUUCCAUCGCUGCCAUCGCGGGGGCCGGCGACCGGGACGAUUCGGACGCCGUCGCCGCGCGCGUCGUCGUCGUCGUCGUCGUCGUCGUCGUCGUCGCGACCUUCUUCGCGAUCGGCGCGGCGGCGUGGAGCGUCGGCGAGUACGUCUUCCACCGCUUCGUCUUCCACCGCGCGCCGCGGACGCGCGCCGGCAUCGUCGCGCAUUUUCUCAUGCACGGCUGCCACCACAAGUCCCCGAUGGACGCGCUGCGGUUGGUGUUCCCGCCGGCGCCGUGGGCGGCGGUCGUCGCCGCGUCGUGGUUGGCGUGGACGCGCGCGCUGGCGCCGACGCCGGCGACGGGCGCCAUCGCGUUCGCGGGGUGCCUGACCGCGUACGUGCACUACGACUGCGUGCAUUACUUUUUGCACCACGACGCGACGAUCGGAGCGAUUGGAGAGAGAGAGGGUGGAGAGGGUGGGGGUGGGGGCGGGGGUCGGUCGGGGUGGAGGUGGGGACCGGCGCGAGGAUGGAUUCGCCGAGCGCUGAUCGGUGAACGCGGGGGAAAGAGCGAACUCCGGUCGACGCACAUGAAGCACCACUACGACGACUGCGACGUGAGCUUCGGGAUAACGAACCGGGUAUUAGAUCGGAUCUUAGGCACGACGCCAAACGGGGACGCGAUGAAGGGCGCGAGAGCGAAAGCGCGCGUUGACUGA
This is a messenger RNA of Micromonas pusilla CCMP1545, 1380 nucleotides long. RefSeq lists its product as uncharacterized. The record is from RefSeq and is a predicted model, not a curated record. Gene Ontology annotation, biological process: fatty acid metabolic process. The coding region runs from base 1 to 1380 and encodes 459 amino acids. The transcript has 3 exons. Gene Ontology annotation, molecular function: fatty acid 2-hydroxylase activity. Gene Ontology annotation, cellular component: endoplasmic reticulum; membrane. Lineage: Eukaryota; Viridiplantae; Chlorophyta; Mamiellophyceae; Mamiellales; Mamiellaceae.